Molecule: messenger RNA, 2536 nt
Organism: Protobothrops mucrosquamatus (brown spotted pit viper)
Lineage: Eukaryota; Metazoa; Chordata; Lepidosauria; Squamata; Viperidae
Product: zinc finger protein 93-like
Exons: 5
Coding region: 28-2502 (824 amino acids)
Biological process (GO): regulation of transcription by RNA polymerase II
Molecular function (GO): RNA polymerase II cis-regulatory region sequence-specific DNA binding; DNA-binding transcription factor activity, RNA polymerase II-specific
Source: RefSeq, a predicted model, not a curated record
AGUGUGGCUUAUUGCUCAAGAAGUGAGAUGUAUUUUCCUUUUUCUCCUAAAACUAGUUGCAAGGUUUCCUUUGCGAUGGACCCUCAGACUUUUCUGCUUUCCCAAGUCCCAGCAGAAGAACGGGUUGGUUUGGCCCCAGUGGAUCAGCUCAGUUCCUUCCCUAGGAGAAGACGCAUUUGGUCAGCCUCCAGGAAAAUUUCAGAAGAAGUGAAUACCCUGUUCAAGGAUAUUGAGGAGUACAAUAGGCAGAGGUUCCGUUCUGAUGCUCUUCCUUUCAGAGAAAGUCCCUGGCAGACUCUGUUCCAGCUGGGAGAGGCCGCUCAGAGAUGGCUAAGACCACAGGACCGCACCAAGGGACAGAUUGUGGACGUGGUCAUCUUGGAGCAGUUUCUGCACGUGCUUCCUUUGGGAAUGCAGGCUUGGGUGAGAGCCAGGAAGCCAGGUAGCAGCCAGGAGGCAGCUCAGCUGGCUGAAGCUUACCUGCAGCAACAGUACCCGGUGGCUUUCCAGGAUGUGGCUAUACAUUUCACCCCAGAGGAGUGGGCUCUUCUGGAUAAAAAACAAAGAAUCUUGUAUUACACCGUCAUGCAAGAGAAUUCUGAGAACGUGACUUCCUUAGAGCUCUUAAUUUCCAAAUCAAAUCCAAGUCUCCAGCUUGAGAGGGAAGAAGUGUCACAGGUGGCUGAUCUCCAGGUGGUGAAAGAAAAAGACACUAUUGAUCAAGAGAUUGUAAAUUGUGAGGACGCAACUAUGGUUGAAUUGCCAGCCCAUGACAGUUUCCACAAAAGGAAAUCUGAUAUGAUCUUUCAGAAAGGAGCAGAGGGAAAGAUUCUGCAAUAUGAGGAAAGGGGGAAUCUGAGGCAUCCUUGCGAGGUUUUAGGUCAAUUCGUUUUGAAACAAACCUGGGAAGGUACAGUUGGCAAGACCGUUCCAAGAAAAAAGAGGACAGAAAAUCUGGAUACAAGAAAGAAUCCUCAUCACGAGAAGCCUGGAGCAGAGCAAUUCCACGAGCCAUUGCGGUGGGCUGUGCGCUUUGAUCCCAAACGUUCUGGAAAAAUGGAGACCAAAUCCAGAAGGUGGCAGGAGUUGUUACCGGAGUUGACCCAAGUUUCUAAGGCCAACAAGAAAAUGCCGAGGAGUAGAUCCCGAUUAGCUGCUACUGCAGCAAGAAAAAAAUAUACGUGUACUGAGUGUGGAAAAAGGUUCGAUCAGCCGUCACAAGUUAUUAAGCACCAGAGGAUCCACACAGGAGAAAAGCCAUUUCUGUGUCCUGAAUGUGGGAAGCGUUUUAACAAACAGUCCAAUCUUAAUGUCCAUUUACGUCUCCAUCGUGGAGAGAAACCUUAUAGCUGCCCUGAUUGUGGCAAAAGGUUCAACGCCAAGUAUCAUUUGCGUGGACACUACAGGAUACACACAGGGGAGAAGCCUUAUGUAUGUGAAGAUUGUGGGAAGAGAUUCCCUGUUAAAUCUUCGCUAAAUAAGCACCAACGAAUCCAUACAGGAGACCCCAAUCUGCCCAACCUAUCUGAGAUCAACUCACAAGGCAAUACCGAGGCAGUAUUACCAGAAGUGAUAGAGGUGUGCGCAGCUCCUGAAACAGAAACAAUAGUUGAAACUACCACUAGCAAUUCCCCUAUAGAGAUGACAGUGUCAAACAGGAAUUAUGUCUGUUCUGAAUGUGGGAAAAAAUUUGAUCGGCCUUCACACCUUACUAAACACCAGAGGAUUCACAAAGGAGAAAGGCCAUAUCCAUGUACUGAAUGCGGGAAAUGUUUCAAUAAGCAGUCUAACCUUACUGUCCAUUUACGUCUCCAUACUGGAGAGAAACCUUAUGCCUGUCCUGACUGUGACAAAAGAUUUUGUACUAAAUCUCAUUUGCUUGGACACUAUAGGAGGCACACAGGGGAGAAGCCUUAUGAAUGUGAUGCGUGUGGGAAGAGAUUCCCUGUUAAAUCUUCCCUAAAUAAGCACUGCCGAACCCAUACAGCAGACCCCAAGCUGUCCAAACCAACUGAGAUCACAUCAGAAGGAAAUACUCAGGCAAUAUUACCAGAGGUGACCCAGGUGUAUGCAAUUCCUAAACCACAAAAAAUCAUCAAAAUUAUAAGUCAGAAGCCCCCAAUAGGAAUUAUAGUAUCAAACGGGAAUUUGGUCUGUCGUGAGUGUGGGAAACGUUUUGCUCAGCCUUCACACCUUAUUACACACCUGAGGAUCCACACAGGAGAAAGGCCAUAUCCAUGCAAUGUAUGCGGGAAACGUUUUCACCAGCAGUCUCACCUUAAUGUCCAUUUGCGUAUCCAUACUGGAGAGAAACCUUAUGGCUGUCCUGAAUGCGGCAAAAGAUUCAACAUGAAAUCCCAUCUACAAGGACAUUACAGGAUCCACACAGGUGAGAAGCCCUUUGAGUGUGAAGACUGUGGAAAGAGCUUCCGGGUGAAAUCUUGCCUAACUAAGCAUCAGCAAAUCCAUACAGGAGAAAAGCCAAAUAAAUCUCUCUCCUGAGAAGAAAAUUCACCUGAACACCAGCCCUCUCUCU